GAGACGUCAAAAAUGAAAUUGUCUGCAAAAUGUCAAGAAUCUUUGCAAAGGUAAAAAAACAUACAAUAAGCAAAGAUCACAUGCACUUUGCAAUGUGCAUGGGCAAGCUAAGAUCAGAUCGCCAAUUUCAAUAUUAAUAUCACUAAGUCCAAAUCUGCAAAACCAUAAGGCAUAUCAUGGACUCUAUGGAAGCUGGCGUGCACAGACUUGACGAUGGCACUAUCAUCCAUGUGUGUGACUGUAAAUCCUGUCUUCGUAAAACAGGCGGGAGGAAUUUACGUGUUUCCAAAGCUACUUACUUCAGACAUAAGCCCAGCAGAUGCACAUCAAUCUUCCUUCCUCCGAUCGCUCUGAGCAUUGCGCCAGAUCUCCCAUCACCAGAUCUUCGAUGCACCCCUCCACCAGCUGCAUCCUCAUCCAGCAAGAGGCCUCAGGAAGAUCUCGAUGGUGGGGGACCUAUAAAUCAGAAAAAGGGACGUUCUGACAGCCCAGAACUAGUGCAUACAUCUGAGCCUGACCCCCACCCUGAUGACACUCAUGAAGAUUUUUAUCAGUAUGAUGGCCUCAAGUAUGACACCAUACCUGAGGCGCUUCCUGACAAUUGGCUUCCUGAUGAGGUGCUUCUAGAAGAGGACCAAAAUUCCGACCAACCUCGUGGUUCUCAAGGUGUCGCACAGCCAGACCAACAACCACUGGUGGCACCUAUUGAUCAUAUCAACGAUCUCGAUCAAAACAGAGAAGAGGGGAACGGAUCAGAGGGGAAUGGAGCAGAGGGGAACGGAGCAGAGACAUGA
Suillus subaureus is the source of this 794-nucleotide messenger RNA. RefSeq lists its product as uncharacterized. The transcript is spliced from 3 exons. NCBI's taxonomy places the organism in Eukaryota, Fungi, Basidiomycota, Agaricomycetes, Boletales, Suillaceae. Bases 177 to 794 code for a protein of 205 amino acids. The record is from RefSeq and is a predicted model, not a curated record.